Molecule: messenger RNA, 1230 nt
Organism: Penicillium expansum
Lineage: Eukaryota; Fungi; Ascomycota; Eurotiomycetes; Eurotiales; Aspergillaceae
Product: putative transcriptional regulator
Exons: 2
Coding region: 1-1230 (409 amino acids)
Cellular component (GO): nucleus
Source: RefSeq, a predicted model, not a curated record
AUGCCGCCGAAGUAUACAAUGUCCGACUCUGAGUCUGAAGCUGAGGUUGACGUGCCCAACACUCCCUCUGACCAGGCUCUUGAGAAGGCCCUUCGCGACCAAGUGGCUACAAUCUUCAAGUCGGGAAAUAUGGAGGAAUUGACUGUGAAGCGCGUGCGACUUGCCGCCGAAGAAACACUAGGUCUCACAGCAGGGUACUUUAAGUCUACAGAUGACUGGAAAGCGCGGAGUGAGACUAUAAUCAAGGACGAGGUGGAAACACAAGACCAGGCAAUACAAAAUCCACAAUCUCAAGCCUCAGAAAUGUCCCUCUCUCCUCCAAAGCCCAAGCCCACUGCCCUUGCGAAGCGAGCAAAAGCCGAGACCGCGUCAAAGCCCAGGAAGCGUCAGAAGACUAGGACACCCGUGUCUGAUGAGGAGGAGGAGCUAUCAGCCCCGUUGUCCGACGAGAGUGACGAGGUCACAAAGCCUAAGAAUCGAUCGAAAGCGCCAAUAAAAAAGUCAUCAGCGAAGAAGGUCUCUGUACAGAAACCCGAGAAAGAUAUGUUAGAUGCACCCGGUUUCUCCGAUGAGGAGAGCGACGAUGAGGAUGUCACAAAGCCCGAGAAACCAUCAAAAGCGCCAGUGAAGAAGUUGCCAGCGAAAAAGGGCUCCGUAUCAAAACCCACAAAUGAUGCAUCAGACGCUUCCGAUGUUCCCGAUGACAAUUCACAUGCCGCCAAAAAGGCCGGAGAGACCAAGGAUGAUUCCGAAAGCGAGAUGUCAGUGGUGCUUGACGAAGAGCCUCAGCCUAAGGUCCCACGCAAGCGGCAGAAAAGUGCCGCGGGAACUGCGACCAAGACGAAGAAAGCUCCAAAAGCCAAGGCUGAGGAUACCAGCCCGGACCAGGCUGAAAUCAAACGACUGCAAGGAUGGCUCAUCAAAUGCGGGAUCCGUAAGCUGUGGGGUAAAGAGCUGGCGCCAUAUGACACUCCCAAAGCCAAAAUCAAGCAUCUCAAGGGGAUGCUGGAGGAUGCCGGAAUGACUGGCCGGCCAUCUCAAGAGAAGGCCAACCAGAUCCGCGAAGAACGGGAGCUGAAGGCGGAUCUCGAGCAGAUUCAGCAAGGCGCAAAACAAUGGGGUGCCAAGAGUGACGACGAGGAUGAUGAGGAUGCAAAGCCUCGGCGUAGGCUGUCUCGGGGACGACAGUCACUUGCAUUCUUAGAGAGUGAGGGCGAAGAGACUGAUUGA